Staurois parvus is the source of this 405-nucleotide messenger RNA. The record is from the annotation of a GenBank genome assembly. Lineage: Eukaryota; Metazoa; Chordata; Amphibia; Anura; Ranidae.
AUGGGGCCCCCGGGCAAUAGGGGAUCAUGGGGCCCCUGUGUCCUUGCCCAAACUCAAAGAAGCCUACAAAAUAGUAAAAUCAGUAUUUCUUUAUUUGACAUUUCGUCACACAUAAAGCAUUUAAGAUAAAAGUUAGUUGUAGAAUAUACCCGCAAUGAAUGUCGCAGAGCCCACCACAGGGGCGGACUGACAACUCAUGGGGCCCCCAGGCAAUAGGGGAUCAUGGAGCCCCUCUGUCCUUGCCCACACUCAAAAAAGCCUAUGAAAGGUACCAGGGACAUCUCAUGGGGCCCCCUACUGACCCCGGCCCUCGAGCAGUGCCCGAGUUCCCCAGUGGUCAGUCCGCCCCUGGCCCACCAUAUAAUGAAGUAUAACACCCAGUGAUGUAACGUAGACAUAAACCAC